CCAAAAUAAACUGCAGCCAUGUCUUCGGAUGCUGAGAUGGCCAUCUUUGGGGAGGCAGCUGCAUAUCUCCGAAAGUCAGAGAAGGAAAGAAUUGCAGCCCAGAACAAGCCUUUCGAUGCCAAGUCAUCCGUCUUUGUGGUGCACCCUAAGGAAUCCUUUGUGAAAGGGACAAUCCAGAGUAGGGAAUCAGGGAAGGUCACUGUCAAGACUGAAGCUGGAGAGACCCUGACUGUGAAGGAAGAUCAGGUCUUUGCCAUGAACCCUCCCAAGUACGAUAAAAUCGAGGACAUGGCCAUGAUGACCCACCUCCACGAACCCGCUGUGCUGUACAACCUCAAAGAGCGUUACGCAGCCUGGAUGAUCUACACCUACUCGGGUCUCUUCUGCGUCACUGUCAACCCCUACAAGUGGCUGCCGGUGUACAACCCAGAGGUGGUGUUGGCCUACCGGGGGAGGAAGCGCCAGGAGGCCCCUCCACACAUCUUUUCCAUCUCUGACAGUGCCUAUCAGUCCAUGCUAACUGAUCAUGAAAACCAGUCGAUCCUGAUCACCGGAGAAUCCGGUGCAGGGAAGACUGUGAACACAAAGCGUGUCAUCCAGUACUUUGCAACAAUUGCAGUGAGUGGGGAGAAAAAGAAGGAGGAGAAGCAACAAUCAGGCAAAAUGCAGGGAACGCUUGAGGAUCAAAUCAUCAGUGCCAACCCACUGCUGGAGGCCUUUGGAAAUGCCAAGACUGUGAGGAAUGACAACUCCUCACGCUUUGGUAAGUUCAUCAGGAUUCACUUUGGUGCCACAGGCAAACUGGCUUCUGCUGACAUUGAAACAUAUCUGCUGGAGAAGUCCAGAGUCACUUUCCAGCUCAAGGCAGAAAGAAGCUACCACAUAUUUUAUCAGAUCAUAUCCAACAAGAAACCAGAGCUAAUUGACAUGCUCCUCAUUACCACCAACCCAUAUGACUACCAAUUUGUGAGUCAGGGGGAGAUCACUGUUGCCAGCAUUAAUGAUCAGGAGGAACUGAUGGCUACAGAUAGUGCUAUUGACAUCCUGGGCUUCACCGCUGAUGAGAAAACAGCCAUUUACAAGCUGACAGGGGCUGUCAUGCACUAUGGGAACCUGAAGUUCAAGCAGAAGCAGCGUGAGGAGCAGGCAGAGCCGGAUGGCACAGAAGAUGUUAACUGGGGCUAUCAUGCAGUAGACAUGAACAGGUCCAGGAAAUUCCUGAAACACGUUGAAGAUAACUUCUUGAUACAG
This is a messenger RNA of Balearica regulorum gibbericeps (East African grey crowned-crane), 1251 nucleotides long. The record is from RefSeq and is a predicted model, not a curated record. NCBI's taxonomy places the organism in Eukaryota, Metazoa, Chordata, Aves, Gruiformes, Gruidae.